AAGCGUAGACAAAUCUGCUUGUGACCGAUAUCUUUUACGCAACAGACAGUCCUGACCAAGGGUGGAUAGUUUUUGUCAAAAACUAUCUAGUUAAGUUUAAAUAAUUUCGUAAAAAAAUGUUACGUCUCGUGGUAGGACGCAUUGGAUCCUCUCUAAGAAAUAUUACGAUACCUCGUACUACGAUUGUUGGUACUCAGUCUUAUAGAAAUUCGCACGGUUCUACUGAAUCUGAUGAAGAAUUCGAUGCACGAUAUGAAAGUUUUUUCAAUCGUCCGGAUAUCGAUGGCUGGGAGGCUCGAAAGGCAAUGAACGAUUUAGCUGGUAUGGAUCUGGUUCCUGAACCCAGAAUUAUCUGUGCAGCACUAAGAGCUUGUAGACGAGUAAAUGAUUAUGCACUGGCUAUUAGAUUCUUGGAAUCUAUUAAAGACAAAUGCGGUCCGUAUGUCAACACUAUUUAUCCAUAUAUUCUUCAAGAGAUAAGGCCUACCUUAGAUGAAUUGGGUAUCAAUACUCCAGAAGAAUUAGGAUAUGACAAACCAGAAUUAGCCCUUGUAGCCCCAUAUGAAAUGUAAAUAAAAAUGUAUUAAUUUCCAUUUUAGUAUUUAUACAUGAAAGUGCAUCUUUAUCAAGCUUGUUGUUCACAAAAAGUUGAACUGUAUUGAAUAAAAUGUACUUUCAAUAGAUCUA
Molecule: messenger RNA, 687 nt
Organism: Vespa mandarinia (Asian giant hornet)
Lineage: Eukaryota; Metazoa; Arthropoda; Insecta; Hymenoptera; Vespidae
Gene: COX5A
Product: Cytochrome c oxidase subunit 5A
Biological process (GO): mitochondrial electron transport, cytochrome c to oxygen
Cellular component (GO): mitochondrial inner membrane; respiratory chain complex IV
Source: RefSeq, a predicted model, not a curated record